Molecule: messenger RNA, 3541 nt
Organism: Penaeus monodon (black tiger shrimp)
Lineage: Eukaryota; Metazoa; Arthropoda; Malacostraca; Decapoda; Penaeidae
Cellular component (GO): nucleus
Molecular function (GO): DNA binding
Source: RefSeq, a predicted model, not a curated record
CGCUCCCCGUCCGGCAACACCGCGGGCUGUGUUGGAAGCGGCGACUGGCGGGAGACAGUUGGCCGACGCGAAUCUGAAAUGAAUCGUCAAAUAUCUCAAGAUGGAAGAAGGAAAAGCUAUCUACCUCAAGACAUGGCAGAGGCAAUGCUCAAAGUCCAAAAUGGGCUCAUGGGUAUUCCUCAAGCAGCUAAGCUGCAUGGUGUGCCCAGGUCUUCACUGUAUUACAGCCUAAACAAAAAUCGCCCCUCUCCUAUCGCAACUAAAGAGAGCACAAAUACCCCUAAAGAGCAGAGGACUGUAAAUAAAAUGGCUGUAGGAAUAAAGUCUCCUCCUGGUUUCAAGAUGAGCCAACCGUUGAAUUGUUGCUUUUGCGGCCGUGGAGACGAGAACGAAGUGGAGUUUGGGAAGAUCUACACGGUUGAUGAUGUGUCGGUCCAUUAUUAUUGUCUGCUGUUCUCCAGUGGUUUGGCACAAAAUGGUGAAGAUGACGAAGGAGUCCUAGGCUUCUUAGCAGAGGACAUAGUAAAAGAAGUUCAGAGGGGACGGAAAUUGUCUUGUUGUUAUUGUCUUCGCAAGGGAGCAACAAUUGGCUGCUACAAUAAGAAAUGUCGAAAAACGUACCACUACCCAUGUGGAAUAAAACAAAAUGCUCUCUGUAAAUUUUCUAAUGAUUUCAGAUCGUACUGCUCCCAACAUCGUGAGUAUCAGCAGGGCUUUGGGUGUGGUGAGGGAUUGGAAUGUCCAAUAUGCAUGGAAGAGCUGAUUGCUGAUCCGAAAGAGGCCAUCUGGGCUCCAUGUUGCAAGAGAAAAACAUGGUUCCACAAACUGUGUCUGCAAAGGCUGGCUUUGAGUGCAGGCUACUUCUUCAAAUGUCCCUUAUGUAAUGACAAGGAUGUAUUCCAACUGGAGAUGCAAAAUCUUGGCAUUUUUGUCCCAGAGAAAGAUGCAAGUUGGGAGCUGGAACCAAAUGCCUUCAGUGAGCUUCUUGAAAGACCAAUCCAUUGUGAUGCCCCCAAGUGCAAGUGCCCGGAUGGAAGGAAGACAGACGUGGAAGGAACGAGAUGGGAAGUGUUGCUGUGUAAUCUCUGUGGCUCAACAGGCGUUCACAUACAGUGUGGUGGUCUGCCCUUUGUCUGCACUGAAUGGAACUGUCCGACAUGUGUAAACAUGUUGUCCGAGAGCUUUAAGAGAACACAGCAAGAGGAAAGGCAGCGACGACUGAAUGAAAGGAAAAGCAGAAUUUCUGACAGUGAGGACCAUACGCUUGAUACCCCUCAGGGCUGUUGCUCCUCUGCUGCUUCUGGAUCUGUAGCCAUGGAUGUCUUAGGGAACAGAGAGACACUCACUCCAGGCAAAAGAAAGAGAGAGGAUGUGGAAACUGGAAUGGAAACCCCCCCAAAGAUGCGGCACUUGGAGGACAUAGAAUCCUUUUCAAAAAUUACCUAUGCCAGUGAUUCUGAUGAAGAGAUUGAUGUCGAGUCGGGGGAAUACCAGGUUCCUCCUCAUACCAAUAUUAGAGAGCUUGAAGAACUUGGGGAGGAACUGCCAAAGAAAUUGAGAAAGCUCAAAAAUUAUGCCUUGCGGGCUCAGGAGAGGAUGCAAGAAUUGCGUUUAACAGAGGCUGACAUUGUUAGAAUAGCAAAGGAGGCUGCACACACAAAAGACAUUGCACUUGAUAAAUCUCAAGUGACAAGAUUUUUCAGGUACAAAUUACCUUUGGAGAAAAUGUUACCAAUUGCAGAAUUAAUCAAAAGGGUCUUUGCUUUUAGAGAAGCCAUGGUGCUGGAAGCACAGAAUUCAUCUGCUUGUAAAAAGAAAGGUGGUAGUUCCACUCCCUCUAGGAGAGGGAGGAGAAGAUCGGGAACUCCAACCAUAAAGAUUCCACUGCUGAAGACGGCAAUUUCCCAGUCUUUGAUUACCACAGGAAUAUCGCCCAUUCGGAAGGAAAAGCAGGUAGAUACAGAGGCAGUAAACACCGACUUACCUGAGAGCUGGUCCAUGUGCAGAGCCAGUAAAACAAUAGGCAAACUAACCUCAGGACUUGACACUGAAACUGAUCCUGUGGACUCUAAGCUAGAUAGUAUAUUGGAAGCUCAGAGUGAGGGCAAAGUGAAAGAGGAGGGGCCAGAACGCAAAUCUGAUGUCGGUAUAAAUAAAAAAGUUGUGAAUCAUCUGGGAUCCGUGGAUAGUAAUCUUGGCAAAGGACAAUAAUGAAUCGGAAGCAGAACUCUCCUUGUAUUUGUCCCCCAUGUCUUCUCAAGGGUCUGUGGGAAGCAAGUUAAAUGUAAUGGAAACGCGGACGAAUAAAGAAAAUGAAGGCGUUAAUCAGGAUGUCUACCAGUCUUCACAAGCUUGUCGUAAGCUCUCAUUAAACCACAACAAUCAUAUUGCAAAGGAGACUGCUGAAUCCUUGUUACCAAGAGAAGGGGUCAGAACUACCAGUGGACUGCCUGGAGGGAUUCCAACUUCAGAAAGGUAUGGAUGUGUCUUGAGAAAUAUGCAGGUAGUGAGCAACUCUCCCACCAGGAAGGUUCCAGGUCCAGGUGUGCAUGAGACCUACCCAGGUUGGAAUUUGAUGUAACCCUGAUGAAUGCAGUGGCAGGCCCAACCGCCGAGCAGAAGAAAGACCAGUUGGAGAACAAGCCACAGGUGCACCAGCAGGUGGCUCCCUCCAAUGUGAAAGAUGUGACCCAGAAACUGAAACUGCCUGCCAAGAAAACCAGUGGUGAAGAGAGAGGCCACUCUUCUGUCCACAGGAGAAAGAAACACACCAGAUCCAGUAGUCGUGAUAAAAAUAAGUACAUACAGAAAUCACUUUCACCAUUUAUUUUGAAGCAGAAAAAGUAAUACAGCAGUACUCAUAUUUAUUUGGAGUGGAGUGUGAUGAGCAAGUAUCAUUAUAGAUUUUUAUAUUCAUGUGUUGAAAUGAUGUUUAAUUUUAGGAAGAAAAAAAGAGUAUUUUUUUGCCUCUGAAUUUCUCAUGUUUGUUAAGUUUUACAAUUAUAGAUUGUUUAGAGAGAAGAAAAGUGCAGUUAGUAUAUUUAGAUGGUUUAAAAAGAGAUUGGCUAGGUAUUCCAGCCAGGUUAGGUAGGAACGUGUCCUAGUGAGGGUAAACGAUUGGUGAAGGAUAGGCUAAACCUAUAAGAUAGGUUAGGGGGAUUAUCUUUUUGAAAUUUAAAGAUACCCUACAUUUAGAAAACAGUUGUUAAUUGUUUUGUCAAUAGGUGCUACAUUAUAUAGAAAAGGAUUUAUUGAUAGUGCUUUCAUCAUUUUAUAGUUUAUUUCUUGUUGUUUAACAAAAAACAAAUAACAAAACUCAUACCUCUCAGUAUUUUAAUGAAGAGCUCUCCGAGUGAUUCAGUCAUGCUUCCAGUGCAGCAGAAUCUCGGAGGGCUUCUAAACGCAGAGCGAAAUCUGCAAGUAGAACAAACGAUGUAGUUAUUUUAGAGAGUAUUUUAUUUGAAAUGGCCAUCAAGCUUUACCCUAGAUUUUUUGUUUUCCUUAUGAUGUUGCAAAUGUUUUUUUUCUUCUUCAAAAUUUC